GUCCRCCUGCUAAUCUGACCGGCCACGUCAGCUGUGAAACAAACACCUUGACCYUCACAUGGGGGGUGGUGACAGGGGCCACCUACGUUCUGCAGUGGGAAAGGAUAGGAAGCGCAUCUCCUCCUUCAGAGUACACAACUUUAAACACCUCACACUCUUUGUCUAAUCUGCUCUGUGGAGAAAGAUACGCUGUCCGUGCUGCAGCCCAGGAGGUAGGCUGCAGGAGUAGCUACAGUCCAGCCGUAGAAAUAAGUACAGCUCCUUGUCAGCCCGCAAACCUAACUGUUCGUGUGGACUGUGGGACAAACAACGGGACUUUCUUCUGGGUGAAAAGCAGCGGAGCGAGUUUCUACGUGGUUGAAGUAACCGGGGAGCACGGCCACCUGGCUUCCUGCUCCUCCAACGACACUUCCUGCGCCAUGAAGCUUCACUGCGGCCUCUCGUACUCUGCAACGCUGGUGGCCUCCACCGAGAGCUGCAACAGCACCGAGGUCGCUGACAUUUACUUUGACUCCGCCCCGUGUUUGCCAGACGACGUCGUUGCUGAGUUAGACUGCAACACAAACAUGAUGAACGUGAACUGGACUCAGACCACCGGCUUGGACGAGUACACCGCCUGGGCCAUCAGCACGGACGGCCACCGAGCCUCCUGCAACUCAACGUCCAACCAGUGCUCCAUCUCAGGUCUCAGGUGUGGCAGGACCUACGAGGUGGCUGUCACCUCCUCCUCCAUAAGCUGUGAAAUCAUCGUCGGCUCAGACUACAAGGUCCAGUCUGCUCCCUGUAAGGCCGAGAACACCACAGCUGAGCUGAACUGCAGCUCCAACRCCAUGACGGUAAAGUGGCAGGACGGCGGCGCGGCGCAGAACUACACGGUCAGAGCCGCCUCUGCCUCGGGUGUGAACUCCACUUGCGACACAGCAGAGAGCAGCUGCUCCUUCCUGGACCUGAGCUGCGGUCAGCGCUACACCUUCACUGUGACGGGACACACCAACGUGUGCGUCAGCGACAUGAGCRACCCCGUGGAGAGGCACACUGCUCCAUGUCCUCCAACCAGCAUCUCAGCCCAUCUGAACUGUACGACACGUAAUGCUCUGAUCACCUGGACCAACGCAGCAGCCACUGCAGCCACGUCCUACGCUGCCCUGGCGACCUCCUCUGCUGGACACAACGCGUCCUGCAGCAACACGGGGACGUCCUGUGACCUGGACCAGCUGGUCUGCGGACAGCGUUACUCUGUCGCUGUCGAGGCGAUCCACGCUGGCUGUCCCGGACCUGCCAGCGCUCCUGUCACGUUUGCUACGGAGCCGUGCAUUCCUACGGACGUCUCUGUCGGUUACAAUGCGAGUGCCGCUUGGGUCACGUGGAGUCCAGCCGAAGGUGCCGCCUCAUACUCGGUUCAGGGGGUGGCAGACGGCGGGUCGUCUGUCGCCUGUACCACAACCAAUASCACCAGCUGCUUCCUCCACGACUUCCUGUGCAGUCACAUUUACAACGUCACUGUGACGGCAAGAAACCAGGCCUGUGACAGCAUCAACUCUGACAUGUCCCACCUCAUGACAGCACCCUGCCCACCCACAAAUGUCCAAGCAAGCAUUUCCUGUGAUCACCUCACUGCCACUGUAUCCUGGCAGCAGAGCAACCUCGCUGUGGGAUAUGUCGUCUACCUCGAUGACCAAAGUGGACGCUACGCCUCCUGCGUUGGCGCAGACGUAGAUACGAGCUGCGUUGUCUCUGGGCUGAGCUGUGGCUCGGUCUACAGAGUCUGGGUCAAGGCUCUGGGAAAGCAGCACAACAGCACAGACAGCUCUGUGGUCUCACUGACAUCAGCACCUUGUCAGCCACACAGUAUUGAAGCCUUYGUGGAGUGUCAGACCCACUCUGCCACUGUGUCCUGGCAGCCCGGCGCUGGAGCUGCGUCCUAUACUGCCAUGCUAACAUCUUCAUCAGGCCACACCAGCAGCUGCUCCGCCAACGCCACCAGCUGUCAGCCAAGCUCCCUGCAUUGCGGUGAAGAGUAUAACGUCACCGUAAAGGCCAUCGGCGAGGCGUGUGACAGCACGGCUCACAUGGCGGGACAACUCAUCACAGAACCAUGCGCUCCGGUCAAUCUGUCURUCCACCUGAACGGGAGCAGCGCCCAGGUGACGUGGUCCACAGCGAGAGGCAGCAGCUCAUACUCUGUGUUGGCUGUGACGGAGCAGGGCCUGACCGCCGCCUGCAACUCCACCGCCUCCCAGUGCUUCCUCAGCGGCCUGCAGUGCAGUCAGAUCUACAACGUCACUGUGCGGACCAGAAACUCGGCCUGCAACAGCACCGUGACCUCAGCGCCACGCCGCCUCGUUACUGCACCCUGCCCACCCACAAACGUUCGAGCCAAUGUGUCAUGCGAACAGCUUAGCGCAGCAGCUGUGUCCUGGCAGCAGAGCGACCUUGCUGUGGGUUACGUCGUCCACUUGGACAACCAAGAUGGCCACUCCCCCUCCUGCUUGAGCUCCAACGCAGACACCUUCUGCGGUGUGCCUGGGCUGAUGUGUGACACCGUCUACAGAGUUUGGGUCAAAGCUCUAGGAGAGCAGUACAACAGCUCCGACAGCUCUGUGGUCUAUUUUACGUCAGCUCCAUGUCUGCCCAGUCACGUUGCAGCAGACGUGAGCUGCGAGUCCGAAACUGAUGCCGUCAUCUCCUGGAACUCUCUUCUAUCGAUGCUGUCCGUCAGUCGACCAACGAACAUCUCAGUCAUGGCCGCCGUCGGAGGGACCCUGCAAACUCUGUGCACAGCUCAGCRCGGCUCCUGCAACGUAAGCGGCUUAAGCUGCGGGGAGACCUACAACCUCAGCUUCAUCGCCACCAACGAGCAAUGCAGCCUCACGGCUCAGACGCACGUCAACGUCACCACCCGCCCCUGCACACCCCAGCAUGUGUCCGUCAGUCUGCUGUGUGGCUUCCACUCUGCCCUCGUAUCCUGGGAAGAGAAACCCGACGUUGAACUGCACACAGCGAGUGCUGUCAAAUCAUCGGGAGGAGGAGAACUGAAAAUGUGCAACUCCUCAGGCUCUUCCUGCAGCUUCACUGGUCUGGACUGUGGAGAGAUGUACAACUUUACUGUCGCAGCAUACAGUGGCGGCUGCUGGAGCCGAUCCAGUAGCCCUACUCUCAUCCACACAGAGCCUUGCCAGCCUGUCAAUGUUUCCGCUCAGACGUUGUGUGAGAGUGAUGAGGUGCAGCUGUCCUGGGACCAGACUGGCUCUCCAGCUCAGUAUUCGGUCACAGCCAGGGGAAGCCUCGGCUUCWCGGGCGUCUACAACACAACCCACAGGUUUCUUUCAGCCGCUUUGCCCUGUGGACAGCACUACAACCUCACCGUGCGAGCACGGAGCAGCGACUGUGACAGCAUGAACAGCAGUCCCUUCUUCUUCAAAACCGGUCCRUGCGUCCCGCGGAAUGUGGUGACCUCGGCGCAGUGCAAUUUCAAUGCAGGCUCUGUCAGCUGGGCCCCCGGCGAUGGCGCUAAAUCCUACGUUGCUAGAGCAACGGGCCUGGACGGCCACACUCACCUGUGUGCCACAAACACCACUUCCUGCUCGUGGACCAACCUUCACUGUGGGGAGCAGUACACGGUUGUAGUGGCAGCCGAAGCUGACAACUGCACCCGCAUGUCCAACAGCUCCUCGGUCAUCUAUAUGAAUUCCUGCCGGCCCAAGAAUCUGGCUGCCACUGUGAACUGUGGCAUGAAGGUUGUUUCUCUUGUCUGGGACGUCGGCUACGGAACAGAAACCUACACGGUUUCGGCCAAGACAGGAGACUCGGCGAUCRGUCUCAGCACCAACGUCACCACCGCUCUUUUCUCUGACUUUGUUUGUGGCCAAAACUACAACCUCACAGUCACCCCUGUCAACCGUUAUUGUCCCGGCAACCCGAGCGCGUYCAGCUCCGUCCAGACCUGGCCGUGCGUGCCGGUGGGGAUCUCCGCCAAGCAGGACUGUGUCUCCAGCAUCGUCAUGGUAACCUGGGAUUCCUCCAACGGCUCAGACUACUACACAGCCACGGUGCAGACGGACACAGGCAUCUCAGAGAUGUGCAUGUCUGAAAGCGAUGCUUGCAGCAUUGCCGGCCUGACGUGUGGGUACAACUUCUCCGUGUCUGUCACGGCCUUCAACCAGCAGUGUAACGUCACCUCCAAAGAACCCGCGAGYCUGCAGACGGUGCCGUGCAUUCCCACUGACGUCUCUGUGAAACUGGACUGCUCCAAUAACUCGGCCGACGUGUCCUGGUCUCCCAGUCGAGGCGCUCUGCGCUACUCGGUGUUAGCCAACAGCAGUCACAGUGGCGACGGCUGCGCGGCCUCUGACCUCAGCUGCCUCGCAUGCGGCGCCAACUACACAGUUCAGGUGGUGGCGAUGGACGACAGGUGCUCCAGCCUCCCCAGUCUGCCUGUGCUUUUCGAAUCAGGCCCCUGCCCGCCUCACAACCUGAAUGCCGAACUCAGCUGUUUGUCCAACGACCUGACUAUCACCUGGGACGCUGUCAGAGACGUUGACCACUUCUUGGUUUCCCUAACUGCUGCGAACGGAGGAAACACCGACGUGUGCAACACCACAAACACCGCUUGUUCCACAAGCAGCUUAACAUGCGGUAAUACGUACRCUGUUCAAGUCACCUCUGUGAGAGGCGGCUGUCGGAGCGAGCACAAUCAGAGCCACAGCAUCCAGUCAGCGCCAUGUCAGCCUCAAGGCGUCAGAGGUUAUCUGAACUGUGUGACCAACUCUGCCUGGAUAUCCUGGGACUCGGCUGCUGGGGCGGACAGCUACACCGUGUUCGCUGUGGGAGGGGAGACCUACACAGCCAACUGCACCACCUCCACCAACACAACAUGUGAGGUCAAAGACCUGGCCUGCGGUGUUUCCUACAACUUCACCGUCAUCGCUAAGAACCGCCAGUGUGAGAGUCCAGCGAGCGCCUCCGUCAUCCUGCAGAUGGCCCCCUGCUCCCUCGCUGGUAUCACCGCCUUUGCUCAGUGCCAUAAUUCCUCCAUUCUCGUCGAGUGGGAGCAGAUGGGAGGCAACGCUGGAGGCACCGUGUACGUUGCCAUAGCGGCGGCCAGUGAUCACACCUACCUGUACUGCAACAGCACGGGCAACAGAUGCCUCCUCCAGGGAGCAAAGUGUGAUCUCAGUUACACCAUCAUUGUGGCCGCCUCAUCGGACCGCUGCAGCUCUUUGAGGAGUCCGCCCUACAGAAUUAGCAUGGAGCCCUGUGCUCCUAGUGAUGUGGCUGUGGACGUCUCCUGCAAAGAUCGCAGCGCUCUGGUGUCCUGGACCCCCUCUCCCGUUGCCGGAGCCUACCGCRUGGUUGCCAUGGGUGCGGACGGGCAUGAACACACCUGYAAUGCCACCUCCAGCAACUGCAGCAUGUCGGAGCUGCACUGCGGCCAGCAGUAUAYGGUAUCUGUGGUAGCUAGUCACGAGAACUGCACCAGCAAGGCCAGUCAGAGUGCGACAGUCAGCACAGGCCCCUGCCAGCCAAGUGGACUCUCGGCGACUUUCCAUUGUGACAAUCAGUCUGCCMUGCUGACCUGGAGGCCCAGUGGCAACGCAGAGGGCUAUUAUGGCUGUGCUCAGGCUGAGAACGGAGACAGGCUCUGCUGCCACAGCACAGAUCCCGGCUGCCCGAUCGCCGGGCUCACCUGCGGGACAGUUUACAAUUUCUCCGUGCAGGCCUCUAACGGGACGUGCAACAGCUCCAUCAGUGACCCGGUGCAGAUUGCAGGAGUCCCUUGUCCUCCUCUAGCUGUUGAGGUGGAGCUGGUCCCAAUGAAGAUUGAGAUCCAGGUGAUGCGCUUCACCUGGACGCAGGUCUUGUGCGCAAAAACGGAGUACCUGCUGACCCUGACGGGAAGUCUGCUAGGAGACGGCCAGGCUCUGUUUGAGAUCUCCUCCUACUGGACCAACGUCACGUACUUUGAGAUCCCUCUGCCCUGCGGUUCGUCUUACGUUGCCACACUGCAGAGCAGGAACGCGGCAGGAACGAGCGACAAAUCGGCGCCCCUCAGUGGAACCACAGCUCCUUGUCCACCAGCAGGAGUGGCCUACACAGGCAACAGCUCCUUCGCCACCGUUUCAUGGAGCUCAUCGGCGUUUGCAACCASGUACACCCUGUACGACGACAGUGUGUCUCCACGGAAACAGCUGUGCAGCACCGCCAUGCUGUCCUGCUCCCUGUCCAGCAUCUCUUCCAGGAGUCUGGUGGUCACAGCCAGAAACGCUGCAGGGGAAAGUCAACCUGCAAACGUCACAGAAGUUAUACAACACUUAGUCAGAAGGAGAGAUCUCGGCAAACAAAUACCUGAGAAUGGUAACAUCCCCGCACCGCUGCUGCACGUCAAGCAACCCUCGCCGUCUAUCCUUUUCCUCCAGUGGUCUCCGGUGAAGGGCGCUUCCUUUUACAACCUGCUGAUCAAGAACCAGGGCAGCUCCGACGACGACCAGGAGCUCACUGUGUACGGGGAGAGCAUCAUUGUGAGCGAACUGAGSCCCRACUCCGCCUACUGUCUCUCMGUCUUGGCUGUGAUCGCAGAUGUGAGCGGACCAGAGUCAGAGCCCGUCUGUGUGCAAAUAGGCCAACGGAUUGCGCUGUAAAUGGAGCAAAAAAAACAAMAACUUACAAAUAAAGCUUUACGAUGCAGGUCUACUAAAGAAAAAUUUUGUUGACCACGUUGGAAGCCCACUUAAUGYGACUUAUCCUGUACUCGGAGCACAAGGGCUUUAGAUGGAGAUUAUUGAAAAUUGUUUGGGUAGUAUUAUGGUUUAAGAUUCAAUUUCACACUUUCAGUCCUUUUGCUUUUUUUUGCUUUUGUAAAUUCUGCCUUAACUUGCCUAUGGGAAACAUAUCAGAAAGUGUAUAAACAUGACCACAAGAUGCACUUAAGUUUUAAAUGUAUUUUAAUAAUAAUAAAAAAGUUUUAUUCUAAUUAAAGUGACAAAAUCUU
Messenger RNA from Poecilia reticulata (guppy), 6988 nucleotides. The record is from RefSeq and is a predicted model, not a curated record. Lineage: Eukaryota; Metazoa; Chordata; Actinopteri; Cyprinodontiformes; Poeciliidae.